This is a messenger RNA of Lagenorhynchus albirostris (white-beaked dolphin), 1317 nucleotides long. It is a transcript of the gene GADD45A, whose product is annotated as growth arrest and DNA damage inducible alpha. The record is from RefSeq and is a predicted model, not a curated record. Gene Ontology annotation, cellular component: nucleus; cytoplasm. The transcript is spliced from 4 exons. Gene Ontology annotation, biological process: regulation of cell cycle. Lineage: Eukaryota; Metazoa; Chordata; Mammalia; Artiodactyla; Delphinidae. Bases 293 to 745 code for a protein of 150 amino acids.
GCGCCGAGAGCCGGCGGGCGAGCGAGCGAGGGGGCAGGAGGGGCGGACGGCGCGGCGGCGGCGGGCGCUGGAGGAGCCUGAGAAGGAGUGCAGAAAGCAGGCACCCGCGCGCCCACGGUAGCAGGAGCAGCCCGCAAGCCGCUCUCUCUCUGUAGGGCACCUGCAGUUGCAAUAUGACUUUGGAGGAAUUCUCGGCUGGAGAGCAGAAGACCGAAAGGCAAGUCAGCCGGAGCUUCUCCCUGAACUCUGCUUGCCCACUGCGCGCACCCCAGUGCUGCCAGGCUGUGCAAGGAUGGAUAAGGUGGGGGAUGCCCUCGAGGAAGUGCUCAGCAAAGCCCUGAGUCAGCGCACCAUCACCGUCGGGGUGUACGAGGCGGCCAAGCUGCUCAACGUCGACCCCGACAACGUGGUGCUAUGCCUGCUGGCGGCGGACGAGGACGACGACAGGGACGUGGCUCUGCAGAUCCACUUCACCCUGAUCCAGGCGUUCUGCUGCGAGAACGACAUCGACAUCCUGCGCGUCAGCAACCCUGGCCGGCUGGCCGAGCUCCUGCUCCUGGAGAGUGACGCGGGCCCCGCGUUGAGCGAGGGCGCGGAGCAGCCCCCGGACUUGCACUGCGUGCUGGUGACGAAUCCACAUUCAUCACAGUGGAAGGAUCCUGCCUUAAGUCAACUUAUUUGUUUUUGCCGGGAAAGUCGCUACAUGGAUCAGUGGGUUCCAGUGAUUAAUCUCCCUGAACGGUGAUGGCAUCUGAAUGAAAAUAACUGAACCAAAUUGCACUGAAGUUUUGAAAUACCUUUGUAGUUACUCAAGCAGUUACUCCCUACACUGAUGCAAGGAUUACAGAAACUGAUGUCAAGGGGCUGAGUGAGUUCAACUACAUGUUCUGGGAGCCCGGAGAUAGAUGACUUUGCAGAUGGAAAGAGGUGAAAAUGAAGAAGGAAGCUGUGUGGAAACAGAAAUACAAGUCAAAAGGAACAAAAAUUACAAAGAACCACGCAGGAAGGAAAACAAAACUAUGUAUUAAUUUAGGAUGGUUGAGUUACAUUUAAAUAAACCAAAUAUGCUUUGUUGAAGUUUAAAUGUGCGGCAGUAGUUUGGGUAAUUUUGGUUUAUAUGCCCUCAAGUAAAAAAGAAAAAAGCAGAAAGGGUUAAUCAUAUUUUAAAACCAUAUUUUAUUGUAUUUUGAUGAGAUGUUAAAUUCUCAAAGUUUUAUUAUAAAUUGUACUAAGUUAUUUUAUGACAUGAAAGGUUAUUUAUGCUAUAAAUUUUUUGAAACACAAUACUUAACAAUAAACUGGUAUGGAAUAAUUGCA